GAAAAUGCUGAUGAGGAGCCGUGGAUUCCCAAAACUUUGAACACUUGCGUCCUUUUGAAUAAUCGGGAAAGCAGAAAGCAGCAGGAGCAGCACAAACGAUCUAUCUGAGAUAUUAAGAUGAGCACGGACGCAGUGGAGCAGUUGGACGCUCCAGCUGAACAGGCAGAGCGAAAUGGAAUUGACUUCAGUCGACAAAUAAAGACGGAGGACAUCGACUCCCCUCAUUCAACCGCCACGCUGAAGACAUGUCACCUGACUCAGAGCUCUCCAGUUCCUGGAGGUCAGCUGACGGGGGAGCUCACCUCUCUCCACACCAUGCAGCAGCUGGUUCUGAUGCCACCUUCCCACCUGUCGUCUCCGUCCCCCUUCCUGCUCUCCCAGAGUCCCUCCAGUCACCAAGCUCUUCUGCAGCAGAACCUCCUGUCCCUUCCUAGUCAGAGUCAGACUAGUCUCCUCCCACAUCAACCUGGACUGGCUCUGACUCCACAGGCGAUGAGCCGCUCUGGUCUGGCCGGACCUUCUAUGGAGACCCACAUGGACAUGUCCCACCUGCAGAUGCCCAAACACAUGUCAAUACCGGCACAGGAAGAACCCAGUGAUCUGGAGGAACUGGAGCAGUUUGCUAAAGCAUUUAAACAAAGACGCAUCAAACUGGGCUUCACUCAGGGAGAUGUGGGCCUUGCGAUGGGAAAAUUGUACGGCAAUGACUUCAGCCAGACCACAAUCUCUCGCUUCGAGGCACUCAACCUCAGCUUCAAAAACAUGUGCAAACUCAAACCUCUGCUGGAGAAAUGGCUGACCGAUGCAGAAAACUCUCCUUCUGACUCGAUGAGCAACUCGACCUCUCUGCCGCCACUGAUGGAAGGCUACGGACGCAAACGGAAAAAGAGGACGAGCAUCGAAACUAACAUCAAGCAGACUCUGGAGAAACGUUUCCAUGAUAACCCUAAGCCCAACUCCGAGGAGAUAACCCUGAUCUCAGAGCAGCUGUCCAUGGAGAAAGAGGUGGUUCGAGUCUGGUUCUGUAACCGUCGUCAGAAGGAGAAGAGGAUCUACUGCCCAGUGACCAGUUUACCCGUCAAAUCUCACAGCUACAACUCCAGAAUGGCCUCAGCAUCCAGAUCCUACAGCCCUCUGGCUUCAGGCGGAGUUUCAUCAAAUUCCUCCCCAAACAGUGUGAGUCGUGAAGCUUCUCCCAACAAUCUGUCUGCAGCCACGGCCUCUCUAACAUCUCAGGUCAACCCAGCAUCCUACAGCACACCAGGGUCCUGGUAUCGCACAUGGAAUCCUGCCACAUAUCACCACUGAGAAACACAAACUGUAUCAUAUGAAGCUUUUUAGGAUCGUUGUGUCUGGGAGGAAUGUACAGUGAAGACAGAGCAGCCCUGUUGUGAACGGGGUUACGACUACAGGCCAAACCUGAAAUGGACACCAGACAAAGCAGAGGACUGUCACAACACACUGCUGUCAACACUCAAUUCAUCGCUCAUGCAAGUCCCAACAGCCUCCAGCUGUUUGAUUUGUGCUCAUGUGACUCUUUAUUCUGCUGCAAAGACGAAGAAGGCAACGGAAAACACAAAGUUGAGAAACACUGGUGGGAAAUCUGGUGCUGAAGCCUGUUUGAUUGUGGCUUUAACUGCCAGGACUCAAAUGAAUUAUCUGAAUGUUGACUCACUGAGAUGUUCCUUUUGCCUUAUUUAUGCUGGGUGACAAAGAACCCCAACUGUUGCUGGUAUUGCAUAUUUUUAUGUUCUUAUUAUAGUUGGUGUUGUGUUAGCAAAUUUGAAGCGAUCCUUCAGUGCCCACUGCAGGCCUGUCUAAAUAAAUAUGCAGUCAAAACAUGGGGAUUUAGGGAUUUUCAUUUACAGUUUAAUGAUUGGUGAAAAAAGGCUUAUAUAUACACACUAAUGUUUUAGAGUUUGGGGUUACUUAGAAAUGUCCUUAUAUUUAAAAGAGAGCAGUUUUUUCAAUGAAGAUAACAUUAAAUGAAUGAUAAAUCCAGUGCAGACAGAGUUAAUGUGGUAAAUGACUAUUCUAGCUGGAAACAGCUGAUUUUUAAUGGAAUAUCUCCAUAGAGGUACAGAGGAACAUUUCCAGCAACCAUCACUCCUGUGUUCUAAUGCUACAUUGCGUUAGCUAAUGGUGUUGAAAGGCUAACUGAUGAUUAGAAAACCCUUGUGCAGUUAUGUUAGCACAUGGAGAAAAGUGGGAGUUUUCAUGGAAAACAUGGGAUUGUCUGGGUGACCCCAAACUUUUGAACAGUAGUGUGCAUAUAUAUAUAUAGAGAGAGAUAGAGAAAGAGUGAUAGUUGCUCAUUCACUGGCACUAUUACCGACAAUUUGAUAAAUUUUAGUUCUUACAACAUGGUUCUUACAAGUUAUAACACUUGUGUUUCUAAGCAGUGAGAUAUUACAAUAAAAGAGGCCAAAAGGCAUCAUUAUACAUUCAGAUUUAGAGGGAAAACUCAGUGGGAAUGCACCUAAAAUGCUCCAAAACACAUCAGAAUUUUAAAUAAGUAGUACAAUAGACUUUAUUUCUCUCCUUUAAAUAGGUUUAUCUAAGCUGGAGGUUCAUCAGAUUGCAUGUUUCUUGACCUAUUGGACUCCUUUUAGUGAUGAGAAGAACACGACAAAUACUAUUUCAUCAGGAAUCAUGAAUACAACUUUGCAAUAUAAAUUGAAUUUGUACACUUUCCGUUCAUUUCUGACAAAGUCUGAACUAAACCUUGUGAUGACGGAUAUGUAGCUGCUUAUUGUCAUUCAAAUUUAGUUGCCCAGUCUUUUCUUUCCCAGUGUUGACUGUUAAACAGUCAUAACAGCCUCCUCCAGGUUUUAUCCCGCUAUCGCUCUUUCUCUUCUGCCUCUUUUGUGUGUCUUUCCAGCUUUGCAGUGGUGAUGAAUUCCACGGACGAUGAUAACAGUAGUUCUUAAAACAGACGUAGCUGUUUGAAGAACGGCUUACUGCAGUUUAUUGUGAAUUCUUCCAACUUUGAGACUGAAAAAGGUUUAAUUUUAUGCAAAUUGUUUCCUAUGAGCUGCUGCAAAGAAGUGGGCACAACCAAUCCUGCUUGUUUUUGCAUAAAAGUACUUGAAACAAAUGAGAGACAAAAUGAAAAAUAAAUGGUUUCCACAUUUGGCAUAACUUUAACAAGAACAUAUGGACUCAGUAACUGAGAAAAUAGCUGAUUAACCCUCGUGUCGUCCUGCAGGUCAAAACUGACUCGUUUUAAAGCUUGAAAAUGUGGGGAAAAAAAUAUUUUCACAGUGAAACUUCUGGUGUCCACAUUUUCAACAUUUUUGGGAAAUCCUUGAACAUUUUUUGGUGGAAAAAAGAAAUGUUAAAAAUGUUUCUUAAGAACAUUCACAACAAAAAUCAACCAAAAUCCAGCGUAUUUCGCUGGAUUUUGGUAGAUUUUUAUGUGAAUGUUCUUAAAGAAAAUAGAAGUUUUACUGAUAUAAAUGGAAUCAUUUUAGAUAUUUUUAGGAUUUUUUUGAAGAGUUUUACUCAUUUUUUGAAAAUAUUUACAAGAAUUUUCUUGCCAAAUUAGGGUGAUUUUUUUUUUAAAAAUAAAACUUUUAACAGAAACUUUUAAGGAAUUAUUGGAAUUUUCUUCCUGAAGGUUUUGCAAAUUUUCAGAAAUUUGUGGAUUUUUUUUGCUGAAUUUUUGGAUUUUUUUUCAGACAAGGAAACAAUAUUUUUUGGUGCCCCUAAAUGAAGACAACAAGAGGGUUAAUCAUAGCAGAGGAUACAACAAUUCUAAAUAAUCUCUGCAUAAAGUUUCAAAAAUCAAACGUAACUCUGAAGUUUAGUUGUCCUAUUGCACUUGUUUGAAACGCGCUGAGGCUUUUCUUCCAGGAAAUGCAAUAAAUUCUGCAGUUACGGUUGUAAUCUGAAUGCUUAAACGUGGCUGUAAAAUGUCAGAUAAUUCAAAUUUCGGCGAUCGUAGUCCAUGCAUGUGAGGAGAACGGUUUUCUGUCAGGUCUACCAAGGCAGCCAGGUUAAUGAAUAAAACAACAAAUCCUACAAAAAGAACUGAAACUAAAACUGUGUGGCUCACCUUUAAAAAAUGUCCAGCAGCUUCCUAAAACAGCUGCAGACUGCAGUUUUUAGCAGGCAUUUCUCAAACAGGAGUAAACGGUACAUUUCCUGGGGACUACUUUCAGCUGCGGAUGAAUACACAUUGUUUGUCCCGACAGUUUUCAGAUGAUGGUGAAGCUCUGUGGCUGUUGUUCGGUUUCAUAUUGACACUAUUUCAGUCGUACUCUGGUUUUAGUCUGACCACUCUUGUUGGGUUGUUUAAUAUCCCUUUUUAAAGCUUAAUUUCUAUUCUGAGUGUCUAUUGUAUAUUUUAUUUCAUUAAAAGAAGAUGUUUUGCUGUGGUUCAAACCUCUGUCUUCAUCCAUUGAAUAAACCAACCACUAACUAUGUUCUAUAGAGUUAGAGACAUUUUUACUGAUAUAACUGAAGAUAGUCUCAGGGAUCAUUUGACUUUACCUCCUGGAAAUCUCAAUACCUUUGAUUUUCUGUCAUUAAACAGAGGAUGACAAUGUGUGUCAUGGGUUUGACUUUCUUCCCUUUUAAACAUAAAAAAAUCCAGCUGUUGUGCUGUUUUGUUUUUUUUUUUUGUUAAUUUAAACAUGAAAAGCUCACAUACACAUUUCUAGCUUCAAAAUCUGCACCUAAUUCAGCCUCUUCUCUCUGGAAAUAUUGUCUUGAAUAAAUCCUGUUAUAGG
Molecule: messenger RNA, 4733 nt
Organism: Amphiprion ocellaris (clown anemonefish)
Lineage: Eukaryota; Metazoa; Chordata; Actinopteri; Pomacentridae
Gene: pou2f3
Product: POU class 2 homeobox 3
Exons: 13
Coding region: 118-1308 (396 amino acids)
Biological process (GO): regulation of transcription by RNA polymerase II
Cellular component (GO): nucleus
Molecular function (GO): RNA polymerase II cis-regulatory region sequence-specific DNA binding; DNA-binding transcription factor activity, RNA polymerase II-specific
Source: RefSeq, a predicted model, not a curated record